UCACUGCGUCAUUACAGUCAGAGAAUAGUGUUUCGCCAUUUAGACCCCACGACUACACUGAGAUUGAUCAAUGACUACUUGUCGAUUGCAACCGAUAGCCCAGCUGAUUAUGCUGAGAUAGCAAUAUCCUACUACGACUGUCAAUAAUGGCAUGCGAAGCUUUAAUGGACAAGUUCACGGAGAGCGCGUCAAGACCUCAGCUCCAUCAGCCUUGCACGUGCAAGAAGAGGUGCAACAAUUGCAACGUUUUCGUCGGGGUUUUCAUCCUGUCGCUGUCGCUACACUUAAUAACACUGUCCUGCUUUCUGGACCUGCGGUCUGAGGUGAAGCGGGAGAUUGCACUGAAUAAGCGAGAAUCCGCGUCAGCUGUCAGCGGAUCUUCCCAGAUGAGGGUGUCCCACACCAAUGACUCAGACGAUGACAUUCACCGCGAACCCAGCCCGCCUGAGCCACCAGAGGGGAUUAUGGAAAGACGGGCCCAGGUGACGGCAGGAUCUGGCAGCGCACUUUGGCGGACGAAGCGUGGCACCAACCGAAGACACGACUCAGAAUCCCCCUCCGGUAAACGGAAAGAUAAAGUCAAGAAAGGUUUCAUCCGACAUCCUUUCCCAGGAAAGAGGCGACAGGGAGCCCCUGGUCCUCCAGGCCAACCCGGACCCCCAGGCCCUCAGGGCCCCCCAGGAAUUCCCGGUAUUCCGGGGAUCCCAGGUUCCAAUGCCCUGGGGCCAGCCGGACCACCCGGACCGCCAGGGCCAAAAGGACCACCUGGCCCCCAGGGGCCGGCAGGUGCUGUGGACAAAAGCAAGCUAAAAGAAUUUCAGCCUGCUGUGGUGCAUUUGCAAGGCCAAGAAACAACCAUACAAGUUAGAGAAGAUCUUUCAGAGGGCGUCCUGAAAAACUGGAAGAUGAUCUCGGUGCACCACAAGGUCUUCAAGAUGCACUCGCGCUCUGGCGAGCUGGAGGUGCUCGUGGACGGCAUCUACUUCAUUUAUAGUCAGGUAGAAAUUUACUACCUCAACUUCACGGACAUCGCCAGCUACGAGGUGCUGGUGGACCGAACGCCGUUCCUGCGCUGCACCUGCAGCAUCGAGACGGGCCAGCGCAAGUUCAACACGUGCUACACGGCCGGCGUGAGCCUGCUGCGGGCGCACCAGCGCAUCUCUAUCCGCAUGGUGUACCAGGACACGCUCAUCAGCAUGACUGACCACACCACCUUCCUGGGCAGCGUGAGACUCGGAGAUUUGCCGACCACCGGACAGGCGUGAACACAGACACACACACACACACACACACACACACAGACGCCGUAUGAGGACACGCUUAUCAGCAUGGCUGUCCACAUCACCUUACUUGGAAGUGUGUAGCCGGAGGACAAGCCAAACACAGUUGAGAACACACAAAGCAAUUUAACGUGAGCACACACACAUUCACACAUACAUAUACACAGGCAAACAUACACACAUACACACACACACACACACACACACACACACACACACACACACACACACACACACACACACACUUGAUGGUUCACUGUAUGUACACCACAGUUAAUUUGACAUUGGGCCACAAAUGUGCACUGAGCAAUGUUGCAUACCAACGCACACUUACCAACCCCCCUGUCAUAUCCAACAUGUCCAACACGCUGGCAAGGCAUGCAUGUACACUGAACAAACUUGUACACAUAUAUAAUACACACAUCAGUGAGACGACACACACACACACACACACACACAAACACACACGCGACAGACCACACAGGAAACCAGUCACACGUACACACUGCACAAUGUCAAACCGACACCAUGCCCUGGGUGUGGCAACCUGUGGAGGACUACCAGAUGUGUAACCCCAGACGCCUGGCAUGCCAAACAGUUUCAGAAAAGUGAUCACUUUAAUCCAGGUCUUGUGCUCGUCAGACAGAAUCCUGCCUCAAGUCUCUUUCCCCACCCAGUACUGCUCUUCUGUUUGACCUGAAGGACUCUGACAUGAAGAAAACUGUGCACACCAACACGUUUGCACUAAUGGAACACUUCAACACACUUAAAAUGCCUUUAUGGUAUUUCCGAAGGAAUUACUGACUUAAAAGUUAAACAUAUCUUUUACACUACACUUUGUAUAUAUGUACAUAAAAUAGGAUAUACUUUUGCUGUAAAUGGACUCAAUGACAUUAAAUACAUUUUCAUUUGUAAUCUAA
Molecule: messenger RNA, 2200 nt
Organism: Alosa alosa (allis shad)
Lineage: Eukaryota; Metazoa; Chordata; Actinopteri; Clupeiformes; Clupeidae
Product: ectodysplasin-A-like
Exons: 8
Coding region: 147-1265 (372 amino acids)
Biological process (GO): immune response; animal organ development
Cellular component (GO): membrane
Molecular function (GO): death receptor binding; death receptor agonist activity; tumor necrosis factor receptor binding
Source: RefSeq, a predicted model, not a curated record